Messenger RNA from Quercus robur (English oak), 1555 nucleotides. Its product is annotated as probable methyltransferase At1g29790. NCBI's taxonomy places the organism in Eukaryota, Viridiplantae, Streptophyta, Magnoliopsida, Fagales, Fagaceae. The transcript has a single exon. Gene Ontology annotation, molecular function: methyltransferase activity. The record is from RefSeq and is a predicted model, not a curated record. The coding region runs from base 142 to 1335 and encodes 397 amino acids.
ACAUUGAAAGGGGUUCUAAUUUAAUGUUUUCAAAAGGCAAUACAUACAUAAUACAUACAGUUUUUGAUACCCACUUCCUACUCUACCUUUUCUAUCUUCAAUUCUAAGCAAGCAACCCUCAUCAAACAAAAACAAAAACAUAUGGAUUCACCUCAUAAAACCAAGUCUCUCUCCACUAAUCUCUUCUUCCUUUUCAUCCUCUUGUCAACAAAUCUUCUCACCUUGUUCCUUUCUUCUACUUUCAAUGCCUCCUCGUGCUCUUUCAAUCCCACCAUUCCCACCACCACCACCACCAAAGACAAUCAAUAUCCUUCUCCUAAAUCACCCGAUGUAUCUACAGAAGCAACAAAUAAUUUAGAUCUUUCACCUGAAUUCCUUGCUUUUACAUCCGGGCAAUUACUCCCAUUUGGGGUCAAUAUCAACUUUGAUUCCGACACCAUAUACCCCCCAGUUGGAAAAGCAUGCACCCAAUUCCCCAAAGAACUCAACACCUUCAUGUCUUACAAAGUCAAUGGUUCAUGCCCAGAUGAUGAGCUCUUAGCCCAAAAGCUCCUCCUCAAAGGCUGUGAGCCACUCCCUCGACGCCGUUGCCGCCCUGCUGCCCCUUCUAAAUAUGUUGAACCAUACCCUCUUCCAACUAGCUUAUGGACAACGCCCUCAGACAACUCCAUUGUAUGGACAGCUUACACUUGCAAAAACUAUGAUUGUCUCGUCAACAGAAAGUAUAGGGAAAAGGGUUUCAGUGAUUGUAAAGACUGUUUUGAUCUUCAAGGAGCUGAGAAAUCUCGUUGGACCUCAUCAAAAGGUGGUGGUGUAGACUUCAGUAUUGACGAAGUCUUGGCAACAAAGAAGCCUGGAACCAUACGUAUCGGGCUUGACAUUGGUGGUGGUGUAGCUACUUUUGCUAUAAGAAUGAUGAAAAGGAACAUAACCAUUGUUACAACCUCUAUGAACUUGAAUGGUCCAUUCAACAAUUUCAUUGCCUCAAGAGGGGUUGUGCCUCUCUACAUUAGCAUCUCUCAGAGGCUUCCUUUUUUCGACAACACGUUGGACAUCGUUCACUCCAUGCAUGUAUUGAGUAACUGGAUCCCAACAACGUUGAUGCACUUCUUGAUGUUUGAUAUCUAUAGGGUGCUUAGGCCUGGGGGGUUGUUUUGGCUUGACCAUUUCUUCUGUGUGGAAGAGCAGUUCGAGCAAGUUUACAAGCCGCUCAUAGAGAGCAUUGGGUUCAAAAAGUUGAAGUGGGUGGUAGGGAAGAAGCUCGAUCGUGGUCCAGAGCGCCGUGAGAUGUACCUUUCGGCUUUGUUGGAGAAGCCAUUGAACAACUCCUGGUGAUUUUCAUUUUUUUUCUCUCUCUCUUCUUGUUUACUUAAAUGAGAUUUUGAUUUUGAGUUUAGAUUCCUGUCUGUCUUCUUUGUAAGAAGUCGUGGCAAGGAGUAAAUUUUAACAAUAUAUGAAAUUUUACUUGCACUAGUUUUCCCCCUCUUUGUAUUGUCCCAUGUAUGUUUACAUUUGAUUUACCAAUAUUUAUACAUUUUCCUCGCAUUUAUUUACA